AUGACCUCAAGCCUGGCUCUCAGAAAAGCUGCCCAUGAGCCCCAGGACUUCCCAGAGGUGGGAACAAACUGGCCUUGUUGGCUGUGAGCAGGGGCAGAAGGGGAAGGUGCUGCUGAGACCAUGAUGUCCCUGGGUGUCACUAAAGGAGGGCCCAUCCCGCCCACGGACGAGGAUCGCCGCAGGAUCAUCCGGCAGAUGAAGGUGCGCACCACCCUGCGGGGCGACAAGAGCUGGAUCCAGCACCACAACUCCGACUCAGACGAGGAGAAGAGCAGCCCCCGGUCUGGCCAGGCUGCUGGGACACCCCCAGCCCCCAAACCCAUUGCUCCCCAGCAGGACAGGUCCUCUGCCCCCAAGCCCCAGUCUGGAUACCUCAUCAGGGGGGUGUUCACCAGGACCAUCGACAAAAGCUCCUCCACGCCGGAUCCUUCAGCUGCCAGCCCAGCACAGAAAAACACUGCCCUGAAGGGACAGAGCCGCUCUCCCUCUGGAUACAGGAUGACCACAGAGGACUACAAGAAACUAGCUCCGUACAACGUCCGGCAGAAAUCCGUGGAUGGGGAGGAGGAGGAUGUGCCUUUCUCUCCGGAUGAGCAUAAAAAGAGGACCGAGGCUGCCAACAGCGUCCUGCGGCGCUCGGCCGGCCGCGAGCGCGCCUACGUCCUGUCCGCUGCCAAGAAGAGCAACGGCAGCCCAACCCAGGAAUUCCCACCCCUGUUUGCCAAGAGAAUUGAGAUAGAAGAGGAGGAAGGACAGCAGAGGAGGAGUCCGAGCAUGCCGGGUUCGUCCAGGGUUGCUCCGGAGAGCAGCAGCCCCAAACCAGGCAGCAGGAGCCAAGCAUCCCCAUCCCUGAGUGACACUGUGGGGACAAUCUCCACUUCUGCUGAAAUCAGGAAUGGUGAGGACAGGCAGGCCCUGAGUGGGAAAUUCUCCUUGGAAACGGCGUCCCAGGCUGGAGAUGGUGACACAGCUCUGAAGGAAAAGCCUGAGAGGUUCCCGUGGGAUGAAGGGGCCCCCAAAGGCACCAGGGCUGCCACGAAUGGAAGUUUUGCUGAGCACACAGAAGCCAAGAAUGGGUUUUACCCACCAGAGUCCAGCUCUGGUUCCUGGCACUCUCCUGGGGAUGCUCCGGAGCUGCUCCGUCCCUCUGAGCCCUCCCAGGGGGACACCAGGUCAUCCUUGCAGCCUGAUGUCUCUUUUCAUCCCACUGAGAGAACCCCUGUGCACAUUGAGAACACAGAAUAUUCCUUUAAAAGCUCUGUCCUGGGCUAUGAGGAGAGGAGCAGCUCCACGAAUCCUGAGGGUCCAUCCCACCACCAGCCCUACUGGGAUGAGACAAGGUUUCUGGACUCAGUCAGCCUCACUGAGAGGGGCCAAGGAGCUCCUGGCCAUGAGAGCCCCCCAGAGCCCCCCAGGCUGAAGGAUCCCACUGAGCCCAGCAGGACUGGGUCCAGCUCUGUUCCUGGAGGAAGCAGCACCCCAGCUGCAGAGAUUCCACAUGCAAACGAGUCUGAGCCCCGCAGGGACAGGUACAGAGCCAGGGCACCAGGACAUCCCUCACACACCUCCAGCUCUCCUUCCUGGCCUGAUGGAGGGACAGGACACAGGGAAUGGCUCCCAGUGCCAGCCAGCAGGUCAGAAUUCAGCCCUCAGGAGGGUGUUGGCAGUGCCCACGAGCCCCAGCCCCCCGUGCCCCUGUUCCAGGAGCGCCAGCCCUUUGGGGGCUCUGUGCCCAGCCACAGGAUCCCAGGCUAUGUGGACAGCCAGGUGUUCAGCACCAGGAGCAGGCCCAGCCCAGAUCCCAAAGGGAAUGUUUAUGGGAGCAGCAGCCCCAGGAGCAGCUGGUAUGACAGUGCCAGGGGGCUCGGGGACUUCAGCCCCCCUGCAGGACGCCAUGACUCCUUUCCCAGAGAUCCCACCAUGUCCAUGUCCCAGAGAAGCCACAGGGUGCCGUUCUACAUGGACAGCUUAAACUCUAACAGCUCCAGGCUCCUCUCCAGCUCCAGUGAGAGGCUCUGCAGCUCCCACCACAGCUCUGGGUACCAGCCUGACUCCAGCUCUGCCGGGAGAGGGAUCCUCUUCGUCAAGGAGUACGUGAACACCGGCGGCUUUGCGGCCUCGCCGCGCCACGGCAGUGGCAGCCUUGUGGAUCUGAGUGACCUGGAGAGAAGCAGCUACAGCCACCACAGUUACCUGUCCAGUGCUCCCCUGCACAGGUCCAGCGAGCCCCUGUGCAGCUACUGCAGCCGGGAGAUCCGAGACUGCCCCAAGAUCAUCAUCGAGCACCUGAACAUCCACUGCCACGAGUACUGCUUCAGGUGUGGAAUUUGCCACAAAGCGAUGGGAGAUCUCCUGGAUAAAAUAUUCAUCCACCGGGACAUUGUGCACUGUGACAAGUGCUACGAGAAGCUCUUCUAGGGCCCUGGGGCUGGGAAUGCAGCCCGAGCCCGGCGGCACGCCCGGGAACAGCGCAGCUCUGACCGGCUGAGAUUGCACAGCUCCCGCUUC
Messenger RNA from Melospiza georgiana, 2508 nucleotides. It is a transcript of the gene ZNF185, whose product is annotated as zinc finger protein 185 with LIM domain. Lineage: Eukaryota; Metazoa; Chordata; Aves; Passeriformes; Passerellidae. The record is from RefSeq and is a predicted model, not a curated record. The transcript is spliced from 30 exons.